UUCAAGAUAGCACAGUACUGUCAUACUCUGGAUAAGAGCGUCUGCUAAAUGUGGUUGAUGAAGGAGUGUCUUUGUGGGAGGCCUGCUCUUCUCUGGAUCUUGGUAAAGAACAGUGUUCAACCAGACGAUGACGAUGAUGAUGACGAUGACGAUGAUGAUGAUGAUGACGAGGAUGAUUAUUAUUCCCACCUAUUUCUCAGCUGGACCCCAGUACUGUGUGUUGACGUGGGCAUAUACAGAGCACCAACCUCUGAUUCAUCACACAAAUCUUCUCUCCAUGGCAGAGUGACCACAUGCUGGCAGAGACCUUCCAGCCCAGCUGCUGAUGAUCUGAAGGAGAUGAAAACAUGGAGUUCCUCACCACAACAGAAUAAUAGAAUGCUGACUUAGAGCAGCUCUGGCUCCCUGCAGUAACAUGAAACAACCUGUAGGGGAUGCUGCCAUGAACCCAGCUCCAUACAGAAGUGAAGAAACCAAGGGCAAUUGCAAGUUUCCAACUUUGUAUAAUUUCCCCUUUGAUUAGGACCUAAAAUCGGAAGAUUUCAAAGCAACAAUUCAUUUUUAAUUUUGUCCAUUUUUAAAUUAUUAUUAUUAUUAUUAUUUUUUUUUAUAGUUUAUAUGGAAUAAUUCUUACUCAAUUUCACAUAACAAUCGCUUUAGAGUUUUCCCUGCUCAUGUUAACCUAAUUCAACACAUCUGCUCAUUAUCAAACCUUUCCUCUUUUGGAUUGCGUAUGUCAGUGGGAAAAGCACUUAGCUGGGGAGUGCUGCUUCUCUGAAGGAGUGCAGCUGAGCAGAACAGAAUUAGCACCUGCAUGCUUACCAGCAGAAUGCUGCUGGGGAAGCAGCGUUACACUCAUGGGGGAAUCAUAGAAUAUAAAAUCUACAUACAUGUGAAUGCCAAAACAUCUGCUCUGAAACAGCUUUCUAAAGAAUAUCUCACUUUUCUUAGCUGCAGAGAAAGUCUCUGGCAUCAGUUACAUCAGUGCCCAUACAGUGUACAAUGACAAUAAAGGCUAUUCUAUUCUAUUCUAUUCUAUUCAGAAGUGAGAUAUGGCACGGAAUAUCCUGUAUGUGAGGUAGGAAAUAUAUCCAGCUUUGCUCAACCAGAAGGUUCUAUCUUACUAAAUGUCCCAGAAAAAAGAAAGUCAUAUAUCCAGUUAUCAUGAUUUUAUCCUUAACAAAUGUCCCUUCAUGCCUACUUCCAAGAAAAGCAGAAGAAAAUGCUUGUGGCAUAUUGCAGUGCGAUGCAGCAAGGUGCAGUGUAAUGCAGUGCCAUGCAGUGUGGUGCAGCAUAGGGCAAUGCGGUGCAGUGAAAUGCAGUGUUGUGGAGUGAUAUGUAUUGUGGUGCAGUGUAAUACAGUGUGAAUGAUUGGAUGUCUGCCCCUCUACUGAGUGGACUUGUUAGAGUCCAGGCUGGCUGUCAAGUGGCCUGCCGUAUGAUGAGUGGGAGCCUGACCAGGCCUGGCGGCCACCGGGCUGUCUCCUGCCCCCUGCUCUGCCAUGCCUCUGCUGGAAUGUGAUGACUGGCACAGGGAACAGAGCCCUGUAUUCAGACUGAAAGCCCCGUGGCUUUGGCUUGCCCUCCACUGCCAGACACGCCGCUGCUAGACAGGUGUUCUCCAGAGUCUAUCUGCUGGGCCUCCACUUCUUCCCAGCACUGCUGUUUUAAGAAGAGCGAAAAUCUGACUAUUGUAGAUCUGGGAAAUACUAAGAAUAUUGAUCCAUCCAUUCUCUCCUCCUGCACGCCCCAAAAAUCACCAAUAUAACAUUACAUUUUGACGAUCUAUUCUGUCUGCUUGUUGUGCAAGUACACUGAUCAUUUUC
Molecule: messenger RNA, 1826 nt
Organism: Electrophorus electricus (electric eel)
Lineage: Eukaryota; Metazoa; Chordata; Actinopteri; Gymnotiformes; Gymnotidae
Source: RefSeq, a predicted model, not a curated record